Molecule: messenger RNA, 1525 nt
Organism: Hyalella azteca
Lineage: Eukaryota; Metazoa; Arthropoda; Malacostraca; Amphipoda; Hyalellidae
Exons: 7
Coding region: 139-1095 (318 amino acids)
Source: RefSeq, a predicted model, not a curated record
CAUUUAUAGAUUACCACAUUUUUGCCACUUCUUAUUUUAACCUUCUCUUCCUUUUCUGAUUCAUUGAGUGGCAGGUUGUACGUAGAAACUAAACUCUUACGAUCAGUUUUAUUCGUACGCAUCUGGAAAAUCAUCAUCAUGAAAGAAUCAAAGAGCAGCAGUAGUCACCAGCGCCUGUUUGUGCGUCUCAAAACUCGUCUUCAGUUCGACAACGACUUCAAACUAAUGGCGGUGCUCACGGUGACAUCGUUAGUUUUAUCCACGAUUUUGAUCUAUAAAUACUGCAUCAAAGAUCCGAACGUCACGGUAUUAACUUCAAACAGCCUCCAACCUAUUCCAGGCGGUAGCGGCAAUUACACCGUGGAUUACGAAAAGAUUCAGCCGAGCUGGUCGGACUUCUACGCCUACGUCAGAGAAACCGUCGACGCCUGUCGGAAUAUGAAACAAUUUGGCGGCCUCGGGGAUCAUUUCAUUUUGAAAAAUGAUGGAGUGAAGAGCGUGUGUCUGGACGAGGGCGUUGCGCCCACUCCAGGCUCCUGCACCGUCCUCUCCUUCGGCAUCAACAACGAGUGGAGCUUUGACGACGCCAUGGAGGAGUACGGUUGUGAUGUGUACGCCUUCGACCCCACCAUGAGCGACCCCGAGCACAUCCGAGGCAAGAGAGUUCACUUCUACCCUCUGGGCCUCGGCGGUGUCACCCAAGAAGUCACUAUUUUCUUCUCCAAAUGCAAGGUGCUCACCUAUCGUGACAUCCUAGCAAAGAUCGGCAAGACGAGUUCAGUCAUCGACUACUUCAAGAUUGACAUCGAGGGCUACGAGAUUGACUUCCUAGAGAACGUGCUCUACGACGACCAGGAACUACUUUUCAGAAUCAAGCAGAUCGGCAUGGAAAUACAUCCAUCAAUUUUCAUAACUGAAAUGUCGGCGACGAAGCAGAAGUACUGGCGGCUCAUCCACAAGCUGCGAAGUUUAGGUUUCACACCGAUCUUCAGUGAGCACAAUCCUGUGUGGAUCAACACAUUCACGUUCGAUGGGAAAACAGAAUCAUGUUGUUAUGAAAUUGUAUGGAUUAAUGACCGUUUUGUGAAGAAAUGAGUUCAUAUGCAAAGUUUCUUUCCAACAACACAAUUUCUAUGAGACGUUUCGUACUAUACCAGGCAUGUUUUUCAAGUAUAUACCGUUUCGGAAUUUAGAAUAGACGUGCAAAAGAUAUCGCAAUAAUUUUAUUUUUACAAGAAAUUGUACCUUAAUCUACUUUUCUACAUAAUUUCCGUGAAUAUUGAGGCAUUUGUCACAAGGUGGCACCAGUUUUUCAAUACCCUCCUGAUAAAAUUCUGCCGCCUGACUUGUUACACCACUGCAUCACAAAUGUUUUGACUUCGUUAUCGUAUUGAAGACGCCGACCGCCCAGAUGUUUCUUCAAGUUCACGAAAAAAUGGUAGUCGCUGGGCGACAGAUCAGGGGGCUGGAUGGAGGAUGAUCUAGAGCAGUGGUUCCCAAAGUGGGCGAUAUCGCCCCCCUAGGG